This is a messenger RNA of Dermacentor silvarum, 9268 nucleotides long. Its product is annotated as sodium-dependent noradrenaline transporter. The record is from RefSeq and is a predicted model, not a curated record. The coding region runs from base 1017 to 3068 and encodes 683 amino acids. Gene Ontology annotation, molecular function: dopamine:sodium symporter activity. Gene Ontology annotation, biological process: dopamine uptake involved in synaptic transmission; sodium ion transmembrane transport. Lineage: Eukaryota; Metazoa; Arthropoda; Arachnida; Ixodida; Ixodidae. The transcript is spliced from 15 exons. Gene Ontology annotation, cellular component: presynaptic membrane; neuron projection; neuronal cell body membrane.
CACAUGGCACUAGUACUCGACGGCCUCUCUGUGCAGGCGGCGGCCGCAGACCAACGCUCAGCCGCUUCGACCACGGCCAGUUCGCCGGGCGACUAUCGUGCGGACAGCUGUGCCCAAAGUGCGCUGGCGUGAAGCGAGAGCGUGGCCCGGCGUGUCACGUCGUUUUGCCGGACGUUUUUGUUGGUGACUGGUCACGAGUGCAGGUACUUCUCUGUCUGGUGCGCGAGCGUGGUUUCUCAUCGUCAGCCCGCGGUAGUUCCUUGCGUGGGAACGUUUUUUUUUUGCGCAGAGAGAGAAAAGAAAAAAAAGCUUAACGGAGGGUUAAUCAGGCUUUGAACCGCACGCUUCUGUGGUGUAAGCGGAGCUCUAAAGUUUUCGUCGAAGAAACUUUACCGGCAACGCUUACAUUCCAUGUAUGCGCGCGCGUCAGUGCCAAUUAGCAUUUUACUGUACACCUGAAGACCAGGUGCCGGCAGGCUUAAAUUUUUCGUGACCGUCCAGCUAUUACGCUUAGUUGUAGGAUUUCAAAACCAGGAAGAAAUAAAAUCUAAGCUCAAAGACUGCGAAGAAAGCGCAAAGUGAAGCGAAAGUUCACAUGAGAUCAUUCUCCACGCGCAUUUCUUUUUCCCGAGUGCGGAUGCUGUUACGGAACUGCUCGCUGGCUGCUAUCCGGAGAAGCCGCCCUGCAAGUUUCUCCCUCUAGGAUUGCUGUGCCCGAACGCCGUACUGCUCGCUACAGCAACUGUCAGCGCUUUCCUCUUGCGGACAGACGGUUUCAGCUGCGGCGGGCCGACAAAACUGCCUGGUCCGCCUGGUCAACCGCGUUUUUGCCGGCCAGCAGGCGUGCGAGUGAACCGACCCGUACGUAGCGGCUGUGCACUGCUGACAUUCCGGGUCGUCAUCGUGAUGACACGUUGGUCGGACGCAGCAAGCGCUCCCGAAAGCUACUGCCGCUUGGCGGGUCUCCGGACAGCUGGUGCGGCCGGACGGCGCCCAUUGAGCAGCAGGCACUCACCAUGCCGGCCAACAACAGCGUGGCGGCCGCCAAGUCGCCGCCGGCCGCCGAGCCGCUGCUGCCGGCCACAGACGAGGCCAGUCCGCGGUCGCCGCAGCACAGGAGCAGCCCCGGGCCGCGCUCGCCGGCGCCGUCUAAGGACAGCCCCGUGUUCUUCGAGAAGAACAAAGUGCGCAAGCUGCGCCACUCGGCCAUCCGGGAUGACGGAUACUGUUCCUCGACCAGCACGCCCCUGUCCUCAGAGUAUGUGGACCACCUGAGCGCCGCCGAAGGUCAGACAGCUGUGAUCCUGGCCGACGGUGUGGCCUCGACAGUGCCUGUGGCCAGCAAGCCGCUCGAGGACAAGGCGGCCGGAGAGCGACCCACGUGGAAGAGCAAAGCGGACUUCCUGCUCUCCAUCAUUGGCUUCGCCGUAGACCUGGCCAAUGUCUGGAGGUUUCCCUACCUCUGCUACAGAAACGGCGGAGGUGUAUUCCUGAUACCGUAUAUGCUGAUGCUAAUCUUUGGAGCGCUGCCACUCUUCUACAUGGAGCUCGUUCUGGGGCAGUACAACAGACAAGGUCCCAUAAGCGUCUGGAAGUUGUGCCCCCUCUUCAAAGGUGUGGGCUACUGUUCAGUGCUGGUGUCAUGGUACGUGUCCUUCUACUACAACGUCAUCAUCGGCUGGGCGCUGUACUUCAUGUUCUCGUCGUUCCGGGCCGAGCUGCCGUGGUCCAAGUGCGGCAAUCCGUGGAACACGCCUAGCUGCUACAGCGGCACGCUGGCGGACAACGACACGGACGCGCCGGCCGCCGACAACCGCACCUCGCCCGCGCUGGAGUUCUUCAACCGCGCGGUGCUGGAGCUGCACACGAGCCCCGGCAUGCACGAUCUCGGCAGUCCAAAGUGGCAGCUGCUGCUCUGCGUCUUCCUGGUUUUCAUCAUCCUCUACUUGGCGCUCUUCAAGGGGGUCAGCUCUUCCGGAAAGGUGGUCUGGGUGACGGCCACGGCUCCUUACGUCAUCCUGACUCUGCUUCUACUGCGUGGUGUGCUGCUGCCGGGUGCCGGCCAGGGUGUUCAAUACUACCUGCAGCCGAAUGUCAACAAGCUCCUAGACACGCAGGUGUGGGUGGACGCCGCCGUGCAGGUCUUCUACUCGGUGGGAGUCGGAUUUGGCGUUCACCUCACGUACGCCUCGUACAACCCGUUCCACAACAAUUGCUACAGGGACUGCCUCAUGACGACGGCGGUUAACAGCUUCACGAGCUUCUACAGCGGCUUCGUGAUCUUUGUGUACCUGGGCUACAUGGCGGCCAAGCAAGGGGUGCCUAUCCAGCAGGUGGCCACCGAGGGACACGGGCUCGUGUUCCAGGUCUACCCCGAGGCCAUCGCAACUCUGCCCGGCGGUCCCCUGUGGGCCGUGCUCUUCUUCGUCAUGCUUCUGACGCUCGGAUUAGACAGCGCGAUGGGUGGCCUGGAGAGCGUCAUCACGGGCCUCAUGGACGAAUUCAAGACGUUCUUCGCACGCUGGCGCUGCCGCCGGGAGGUAUUCACGGCGGUCGUCAUCUGCGCCUCUUUCCUUAUUUCCAUCGUCAACGUCACGAGGGGUGGCGGAUACAUGAUCACGUGGUUGGACACCUACUCCGCUGGAAUCUCUCUUCUCUGCGCGGCUCUAUUCGAGUCUAUAGGCAUCGCCUGGUUUUACGGCUUGGACCGGUUCUGCGGAAACAUACAUGAGAUGCUGGGCUUUCGUCCGGGAAUCUUCUGGAGGCUUUGCUGGAAAUUUAUCACUCCGACCUUCCUUGUGGCGGUCAUCAUCAGCGGCGUGGUGAACCAGGCGCCCGUGGAGUACCACAACUAUCGGUACCCACCAUGGGCCAUCAGCAUGGGCUGGGGCCUGGCGCUCUCCUCUGUCUCCAUGGUGCCCCUUGUGGCCAUCAUCAAGUUAUGCAGGGCCAAGGGCACCUGUACCCAGAGAAUUGCAUACACCAUAACACCGGCUGCUGAAAGAGAAGAGGAAAAAGAAACGGGCACAGUCGAAAGAUUCAAGCUUAGCCACUGGACCUACGUGUAAAGUGUCGAGCAUCUACUACGACCUUCACAUUUGCUGCGGAUGUGCACUUUGUGACUGCACCGGUGUCCGUUCGGACUGGAGUCUUCUCGCCAAAGAUUUUCGGAGCCAAAGUCACUAUCACGUGUACCCCUCCGUGUUCGUCGUCAUGCGUCGCUUCCACGACAGCAGCUGUGAGAAAAGACUGCCAGUGUGCUCGGAAGAACGUCGCUCGUGCCGAAGGAUUCGCCGCAUCGACGGUGUGUGUUCGCGGGGGAAAGGGGGUGGUGGGGUGACUGUACACUUGUGCUAUACGGUUGCUUCGCUAGGGUCCUCUACCCGAGCGAACACCGCCGGACUUGGCCGCCUCUCCAACGGCAACUGCACGGAGUGUGUGAAAAUGGGGAUUAUGCAACACGCCAAAGGUUGAACUCAAGCAUCCGUGUGACGUGGGGCAGUGCAGUGAGGCGUUGAAUAAGGUUGAGCCGGAGCUGUUGCACGAGGGUUGUCUCUGCUAGAAGGCAAUAGCAGCUGAAAAGGUUGUUAUGGAAACUCGCUGCCCCCGCUCGUCUUAUCCGACGCUGCUCAGUCACAUUACAAGCUACGUCACACUGGGGACCAACGGAAUUCUCCUGGAAACUGGCGCCCCUUCCCUGUAGAUGGCAGAGCAGUUUUGAGUCGAGCGCAGCGUUGGCCCGAGCGUGGAAGUCGCUCGGGUCCGUGGAUGGUACAUUUGACCCUUUUGAUCUAUAGCUUAGCAGGUGGUUAGUGAAUUGUCAGCCCCUGUCCUUCCCAGGACCCACCACAGUCUUGCCACUUGCAUAACCGUGCUUUUGAAGCCGUACAGAGCCUCGCAUUUAACCAAGCUCUGCGAGCACCAAGCAGAGCUGCACGAAAGUUGUUGACGUAAGAGCCCUUGCACGGUCCCGUCCCGCUAGCUUUCUUGUGCCGCCACAAAUACCACGUGGAUAGACUGGCGGUUGUUCGUCGCUGUGUAGAAUACGCGGCAAAAAAAAAAAUACAUCCUUGUUGCAGCACGCUAUCUUCGUUCUGAAAACGUCGUGUAAAAGUAUGUGCGGUUUCUCGCUUUCCUGUUGGCAUAGUUAAUAAUGCAUUUCUUCAGAGAGGCUACGAAUGAACAAGCAUCGUAACAUCCAUCAAAGGGGCCAGUUAAAAGCAAAUGAACUGCCUGGUUCGUACGACGCCCGAUCGACAGUAUACUGUAUCACUUCGUUACACUUUGCCUCGGGCUCAUCCGUGUAGUGUGACGUGUUGUGGACCACGAGCAAACUGUUAGAUUGUACGCGGGCUUCAUAUUCUUGACGUGGUGUUUGCAGAACUUCACGUAAGCUGAGCUGCCGGCUGCUUUUUCCUUUGAUCCUUUAAGCUGUCUGCCAGAUAUCGAGAGAAAGCUUUACGCCAGACAGCACGAGCGAAAGUUGCGUAUGGUCCAAGAGGUGAUAGCACAAUAUGUUAUUGCGAGUUCAAUUUCACCCUGUGACAAUUUAUGGCUUUCUCCCGCGUAUUUUCGCUAGAAAUAAUUUAUCUACAUAAGAAAGAAUGCCAAACAAAAGAUUAUUGUCCACAGCAGACAGCUGAGCCUGGCUUUGGAAGCUCAGACCAUUAUAGUCCGCCGACACAUCGAGUAUUAUCAAGACAGCGUUAUUCAUGUCUAAACACCUUGAAUGCGGGCGCCCCGGACACUCUCGGGGUGCUUGCCGAAUGCGGGACAACGUGCGUGCCAAAGCUCUAUUUUACAAAGUGGCGCAUUUUAUUUUUCAAACGCUUUCCGACCAAAGCGCCGCACUUUCACCGUUCAUAAUCCAUAAAUAUGUAAUACGCGUGCGAAACCAUGACUGUUUCAGCGUAGCGCACAUUAUUUUAUAUAUUAACCCGUGCGAAUGUAAAAAAAAAAAGUGUAGCCUGUGUGUACAUAGCCGCUGCAACGCGCAUACAUUAACGUCAUGCGUGACCUUGCUGGAAAGAAUGAGGGCACACACAUUAGCAAACCACAACAAUAACUGAUUUCACUUAUAAUUCAGCUCAAAGUUUCCGUAAACGCCAGUGCGUAGAACGCACACUCGUUGCUCCUUUGCGCUUAGUCAUUGCAGGUCGGUGCUGAUGCUCAGGGCACGGUGCUUGCGGCGUCCCGCCGUUAUAUCUCGUCGCGGCCGCUCGAUGAAGUGUCCGAGUAACUGAAGGUGUAGUGAAUGAGAAGCGUUCCCGUUGUGGACAAGCUGCUUUUCGUGGCGUUUUCUGAGGAGGGGCUAAUCCGGGCAGUUUAAAAGCGAUGCGCAUGCAUCAUUGCUUUCACAAAUGGUCUUCCUGCUUCCACAAGGAGGCGGGCUUCUCCGUAGAACACAAUGCCUCCGGGAGACCUUCUCUUCUGUGUGCAGGAAAGAGUAAUUCGGGAAAGCGUGUGACUCAGCAUUACCGGCACUACACAACUGUGCAGCUUCGUGCAAAACGUAGUCGCAUUGACUUUGAAGUUAGUAACGGAAGCACGUGAUUUCACGCUUUAUGUAUCCGUGCUCGCCGUGAGCUGUCGGCAACAAAGUGCUCCGUCAUUUGCGACAACGACUUGUGCGUGGAAACAAAAAAGUGGAGAAACGUGCUACGUUUCACUUUUUUUUUUUUCAAAGAAAAGGUAAAGGGAUUUAUUGCUUCAUGGAGCUCCGGAGAGCUCUUUCCUUUUUUUUAUGUUCGUGGAAAGCAGGUCAUAUUCUGCCCCAAAACGCACGGUUCACUGCUCCGCAUGGUGAGCUUCAUGGGCAUCGCUCAGGUGUCUCUUGUCUGCGUCUCGCGUCAAAUAACUAUGUCACACCACUUAUGAGAAUAUGCAAUGCAAUACUAUCCUCUUAUUGCUUUUAUCUUCAGCAUCAUUUUUGCUUAGGAUUAACUCUAUUUAUUUACUUUCGGUUAACAGUGUGGAUGGCGUCAUUAUAUUGCAGCCCACAACGGCCUCAUAUUUAAACGAACAUGUCAUAUACGUAUUUUUUACACCCUUAAAUGAGGUGCGUUUGAAUAAUUUUGUUCCUUUUACACAAGUGUUUAAAACCAAUUGAACUCAGGGUGUUUGAAUGACGUGGCGCCAUUGGUCUGUCACCUCAUCCUCCGCGGCUUACAGUUCCAGUGGCGACGCGUAGAGCUCGUAGUUGAUAGCCUAUAGCUUUGACCACAGUGGUAUCCAGAUAUGUGUGUAUGUGUGUGUGAUAUACAGGCACGUUCACGAGAAGCACCGCUUAUGUCCACGCGCACAAAGAUAAAUACAUAUAUGCUAUAUUAUAUAAAUAUAUAUACGAUAUAUACUUGUAACGACGGCGUCCAUGCACUCUGACGCCCCUGUAUUUCCGCAGCUCAUCAGGAGACGGCGAACGAGUUUGUGCGACUCAGACGCAUGAGCAAAGAACGUAACAAGACAUAGUAGCGCCAUAUUGCUUGGGCACAGCGUGUGUAACAUCUGAAAGUGAAUUUGUGCCCGGGCCUCUUUCGCGCAGGAGUGUCGCCUCCUGUUCACGGCGUAUUUUCAUGGGCUGCACAAGAGACAAAGCAGGUUGUGAAUGUUUGCAGUCUAUAGAGAAACUUUAACGGCGCGUUAUUUUUGGAGCGGACAUGGUCCGUUCGCCACAAGCAGGGGACUCGCUUCGCCUGUUCAUCGGACGUUGGCUCCAGUAGUUUCAAGUCGGCCCGAGUUGGCCAAGGUCAGCUCGAGUCGGCUUGAGUUCGCCCCAAUUUAGGUGGAAACGCCUCAAGUCGGCCCGAGUCGAUCGACUGGCUGCACCGAAUAGUGUUCCACACAGCAGGAUACAGCUAGCACCCCAGCGUACAGUGUUCCCAGAGUGCGUUGUUUCCCCCGUAGCAAAGAGCGUUACCUUCCCUGCGAACUCUGCAUCCCGCCCUAUACUUGUGAUGUGUGGCCCCGUGAACUUAAGAAAGCACGCGCGUAGGAAAAAUGCCACUUCACUAUUUUGUGUGGGUAUGUAGUUCAUAUUCAACACGUGGCAAGCAUGCAAGGUAAUUACGAAGUAUAUAUGAUGCGAGGCCCAUUUCAAGGGCAGCAUUAUUUUUCUCUCGCCGAGCACUUUCGAGAUUCUAUAUGUGUGCGUCCAAAAUGGCGCGCAAUAAGUGUUCUUGGGCGGCAGUGGUGCUUUGGGGGCUCGCGCCAGAGGGACGCCGGUCUUGCGGAUUCACUCGUGUGCCAUACUUCUCCCUGUUUCGAGCUGGUCUCAGUGGUACAAGUUAUAAACGGGACUACUUCUGACAUUUGUCUUUUGUUGAAUGAUCGGCGGAUUACUACAGGAUUUGCGACCUACAUGUGACAGCAGGAGACGACGAGCAGAUAGCACAUUGUGUAGCCUGUGGUACACAAGAACACACACAGCAAUUUCUAGUUUGAUUCGCAUAAGCCCAGUUAUGACAUGCACAAGCUACAGGGUGACUGAAAAUGUGCGCUCUUCGUAUCUGAAAAAAAGAAAGAAAAUAAGCCUCACACAGGCAACAAAAAUUCAAAACACUACAUGAGGCUCGCGAUGGAUCAGUUAUGGAUACAAUAUAGGUCCGAUAGCGUGUUGUUUGCGUUUAGGGCUCUGUCACGAGAAAGCUGACAUCUGCUGUUUAUGUACUUGUUUUUGAAAAAGACUGGCUAACUUGGUAACGUUGGCGUGAACUCUGGCUGACUUAUCGAGUAGCACUGUGGCCACCUGCUCUAUAUAAUUAGGGACACUUGGGCUCGUUGGCACGGCGUUACGAAAAUUCUAAGAAAAGAAACACGAGGCCGGCGCUCGUGUGCCAAUUUUCUUUCCUUUUUUUUAUUUGUCUGUCCUUCUGUUUCUGCGGUACGAGUGAAACACCUUUAGCGGAAGGCCUCACAGCGUUAGUUAUGGGACACCGCUAUAUUGACUAAAAAUGCAGCCUUUUCCUUUCAUAUCGGGUCUGAAAACAUGCAUCUGUUCUCGCUUCAGUACACUAACCUUGCAGGUUAACGCCCAUUCGCAGAUGGUACAAACAACAUUAUGUUUCAAAAACAGGACACAUCGUAGGUAUUUGUAGAACGAUGUGAAAGAGCAGGACGUGCCGGCAAUUGGUCUGCCGGAGCGACCCCUCUUUGAAAGGUUUAGCCGAAGGGUGAACAAAUUGAAAAAGUCCAAGUCGGCACUUGGUGCAAGACGCGGUCAGAGGGAACGAGAAUGUGGAGGAAGGAAAAACAAACGUGCCAUCUAAGUUCCGCAAACAUGGGCAACGAGUCCCCUAAAUGAAACGACGAACUGCCUCGUACAGGUUUCCUCUGUCAGACACGAUCGCAUACUUUCGCGAUCAACAUCGGCUUUCGACCGUUAGGCUGUGACUUCGGCGGCACACAGUCCGCGCCUCGAGGGUUUCUCGGUGAGUGUGAAAUGUCUCUAGGGGCACCCGCGACUAGCGGACGGAACAGGAGACCUGUCGGCAGGCGCUACAAGUGCGCCCGAGUGAAAUCGCUGGCGAGCGUCCCCCCCGCACGCCGAACAGAGGCGGCUCCUGUCUUGUUAGCGUUGAACGAGUCGCCUCUUUCGGUGGUGCCUGUCACAUGGCCAAACCGCACUCGCCACGCCCGCACCAAGCCCCAACGCUCGCUGCUGCGUCACUGUGUACUGUAUAAGCGCCAAUGCAAAAGUAUUCAAGGACCACAGCUUGAAUGGGGACGCGGCGUCAGGUGACCAAAGCUUUGAUGGCGAUGUCCUGGUGGAAGGGUGAAACACAGCAGAGGCCCGGCAAUUGUGUUGUUUGCAUUUAGGGCUCUGGCACGCAAAACAUGGCAUCCGUUGUAUAUGUAUGUGUUUCGUUUUUGUUUUUGUGUAAAAGAGCAAAUUUAAUUAUUUGCCAUCAACCUGCCGGAGUCCCGUGCCUGCUACCUUCUCUCACCCUUCCUCGGUUUGCGCGCGUCUCUCGAGGAGCCUCCGACGCGCGAGGAGGCACUUCAUUUCCCAGCCUGCAUUCGCGGCUUCGUGCCGCGCCGUGGCACAAGGCCGGCGAUUAAAUCUUUGUUCACCACCCCUCUCUACAGCUGUUUCAUUUCUGUACAUAAUCACUGGCGCCCAAUUUUUUUUUUUUUUUCUAGUUGCGCUGUUGUUCCCGUGGUUGGUUGUUCUCGCUCGCUCUCUACUACUGUUAUCACUCUGUGCUCUCGCUUUGUUUGCGCGCGAAAAUGGAUGUUGAAAAUAAAGGGAAAAAAAAGUGGAUAAACGAUG